UGGCUCAGAGUCCGGAAUUCCGGAAAAUUCCGAUAAAUUGAGUCACUCGCAUUGCAGAUCAGCAGUGAGUCACUUUUCCCCGUGUUUUUCGCGAGUUUGGACGCGCACUUCUCAGCUCAAGAUGUUCUCCAGUGGCCCCAAUUACACCAAAUUGAAGACCAACCUGAGGUUGUCCCUGAAUCGCCUCAAGUUGCUGGAGAAGAAGAAGACAGAGCUGACACAGAAGGCGAGAAAGGAAAUUGCUGACUACAUAGGUGGCGGGAAGGCGGAGAGGGCGAGGAUCCGCGUGGAGCACAUCAUCCGGGAGGAUUAUCUGGUGGAGGCGAUGGAGAUCGUGGAAAUGUACUGUGAUUUGGUGUUGGCACGCUUCGGGCUCGUCACGCAGAUGAAGGAUCUGGACGAGGGCAUCGCCGAGGCGGUGGCAAGUCUCAUCUGGGUGGCACCACGCCUCCAGACGGACGUUCAGGAGCUGAAAGUCAUCGCGGAAAUGUUCACAGCCAAGUAUGGGAAGCCGUACGCCGAAGCCUGUCGCGCUGCCGCGCCUGGUCAUCAUGUAUCCGAGAAGCUGAUGCACAAGCUGGCAAUCCAGGCGCCGCCGAAGCUGCUGGUGGAGAAGUACCUCAUCGAGAUCGCGAAGAACUACAACAUCGAGUACGAGCCCGAUCCGCAGGUGAUGCGCGAGGCCAAGGAGGAGGGCAUUCUCAUCGAUCUGAGCGACAGGAACAACCUGGAUGGCGGCGUUCCCAUGCCGCCGGGCUUCAUUGAUUUCCCGCAGGCGCCGCCGCUGCCUCAGAUGCCGCAGCCGCCGAUGCGGAAGCCCUUCGAAUAUCCCAACAUGGGUCCGGGGCCGUCCGGAGGCGCUUCAGCGCCGCCCUUCACCUACAACAUUCCGCCGAACCCGCACGGAGCAUCUGGGGAGAAGAAGGACCUGAACAUCAAUACGGACUUCGUGGACAACGAGCGCCACUCGCUGCCGCCGCCGUACUCCACAAUCUCGCCGGACGACAAUCUGCAGAUUUAUCCCAAACUGCAGAACUCGGCCAAACCGAAACCGCAGCCGCGCUCGAAGAUCCCGCCGGACAUGGGCAACGGCGCCGGCCAGCCGUUCCCGGAUCUGCCCAACGUGCCAAGCGAUCUGCCGGACGUGCCGCCCGAGGACAACGACGACAUCGACUUCGACGAUUUGUCGCGGCGCUUCGAGGAGCUGAAGAAGAAGAAGUGAUUGUUUUCUACACAUUAUAAAGAAGUAUUUUAUUGUUGAAAUGUAACUUGGAAUUGCUACUAAAGUCACUGCUCGCGACGAUAAAGAAUCUCGUCU
This is a messenger RNA of Phlebotomus argentipes, 1318 nucleotides long. RefSeq names its product IST1 homolog (gene Ist1). The transcript has 3 exons. The coding region runs from base 122 to 1222 and encodes 366 amino acids. The record is from RefSeq and is a predicted model, not a curated record. Gene Ontology annotation, biological process: protein transport. Lineage: Eukaryota; Metazoa; Arthropoda; Insecta; Diptera; Psychodidae.